This is a messenger RNA of Oryza sativa Japonica Group (Japanese rice), 4366 nucleotides long. RefSeq names its product putative pentatricopeptide repeat-containing protein At3g01580. The record is from RefSeq and is a predicted model, not a curated record. Gene Ontology annotation, molecular function: protein binding. NCBI's taxonomy places the organism in Eukaryota, Viridiplantae, Streptophyta, Magnoliopsida, Poales, Poaceae.
UGGUAAGUAAAAAUAUUGAGAUAAGGGCAGAGUAGUCGAGUACCUCUCGUUGUCUCCUCCGCUCCUUGCCUCGUUGCGCCGCCGCCAAGACGAGUCGCGGCUGAACAGGGGAGGGCCGGGCGGCGAUCUCCAUCGCAGCGGAGGGGAGGGGAUCCUGGUGAAUAGUCUAUCCUUGGAGGUGCAAUAAAAGCAAAACAUGUUUGUGAAUUUGAAGCCAAUUAGUUACUCAUAUUCAUUUUUCUGGCAUCUACAACCAUGACGAUGCUAUCAAUUCUUGUGAGGAAUUUUGCUGGAAACACUAGUUCAAAGUUCAAUAAAGUUGCACUGCUGAAGCUGAGUAGGUGGCUAUCAGGAUCCACUCCCAACACAAAUUCAUUAUCUAGCAAGAAACAUAAUUUUGACAAGUCUGCUCUGUUGUUCCAAGGCUGUGCAGAUGUUAGGUUUCUAAAGAAGAUCCACGCUAAUGUUUUCACACAUGGACUUUGCUGGGAUGUGAUUCUUGGCUCUAAGAUUCUGAGUUGUUAUGCUAAUUUAGGUGCAUUGCAUGAGUCAAGGCUUGUUUUUCAGAAAAUUGUAAACGAUGAUAUUUCCCUGUGGAAUUCAGCCAUGGUUGAUUAUUUUAGAGCAGGUUAUCCGGAGGAGGUUAUAAUUUUGUAUAAGAGAUUGAAAUUGAACCAGAUUGGUUUCAAUGGGAAAACUAUUACUUUUGUUAUGAAAAGCUGCACUGAGCUUAAGAAUCUGUACUUGGGUAAAGGAGUGCAUGCAGAUUCACUUAAGCUUGCUCUGUCUGGGAAUAAAUUCGUCGGCUCCUCCCUCAUUGGCUUAUACUCCAAGUUUAGCAAGACGAAUGAUUCACGUGGAGUGUUUGAAGAGAUCAUCAACAAGGACAUUGUUGCUUACACUUCGAUGAUCACUGGUUAUUCAGAAACUGUGGAUUCAAUUGCAUGGAACGCAUUUGAAAUUGCCACUGAUAUGCUGCAGAACAACUUGGAAGUAAACCGUGUGACUCUGGUAAGCUUACUGCAAAUAGCUGGGAAUCUGGGAGCACUUCAGGAGGGUAAAUCUCUCCAUUGCUACUCCAUAAGGAGAGCAAUUGGUGUCUCAGAUGAUAUUCUAGAGACCAGCAUUGUGAACUUUUAUACUCGAUGUGGAGCUUAUCAGUCAGCGGCUACUGUUCUGCAAAAUUCAAAGGGAACUGUUGCUUCAUGGAAUGCUCUGCUUUCUGGUCUUAAUAGAGCUGGACAGAGUUUCAAUGCAAUCCAGUAUUUGCCUGUGAUGCUGCAUGAGCAUAAAGUAACUCCAGAUUCUGUCACUUUUGCAAACGUGCUUUCAGCCUGUGCUGAGCUAUGCUAUUUUUGCUUUGCUGCUAGUAUUCAUGCCUACUUCAUAAGAAGAUUUAUACCUAUGGAUGUUGUUUUGACCACUGCACUUAUUGAGGUGUACACCAAAUGCACAAGAGUCAUGAGAUCGAAGUAUCUCUUUGAUCAACUUAUUAUUAAAGAUGUUGUAUCCUAUAACGCGAUGAUUUAUGGUUACCUACAAAAUGACAUGGCCAAUGAGGCCACCUCAUUACUCAAUUACAUGAUGGCAGAAGGUGUUGCUCCAGAUUUUGCAACUGUUCUUAGCCUGCUUGCUGCUUUUGCUGACCAAAGAGAUUUAGUUAGAGGGAGAUGGAUCCAUGGUUUUGCAAUUAGGCAUGGGUUUUGUUCAGAUGUGGACGUUGAAAAUCAAAUUCUAUAUAUGUAUUCAGCCUGCGGAAAAAUUGCAGCAGCAAGGGCUAUAUUUGACUCAUUGGAAAAGAAAAACUUGGUUUCAUGGACAGCCAUGAUGAAAGGUUGCUUAUCCAAUGGACAUGCAGAUGAGGUGGUUCAAUUAUUUCAAGUGAUGCAAAAAUAUGGGGAGAAACCUGAUUCUGUUUCUCUUGUAACUGCAGUUCAGGCUGUUUCUGAUCUUGGACAUCUAAAUGGUCUAAAACAAAUUCAUUGUUUUGUUUACCGUUCCUUGUUGGAGAAAGAUAAGAUUACUGCUAAUUCAUUGAUAAGUGCAUAUGCCAAGUGUGGAAAGCUGGAUUUGUCAGCAGGUUUGUUCUUUAGUUUGAAAUAUAGAAACUUGGAUACUUGGAAUGCAAUGAUCAGUGCUUAUGCAAUGCAUGGAUUCCAUAUUAACGUGCUUGAAAUGUUCAAGCAAAUGGAAGAAGAAAACAUUCAGCCUGAUGAGUUAACAUUCUCCACUGUGCUUACUGCUUGCAGCCAUGCUGGUCUUGUCAAGGAUGGUUGGCGUAUUUUCAAUUCCAUGACCUCAGUAUAUUCAGUUCUUCCACAGGAAGAGCAUUACGGUUGCAUGGUUGACUUGUUGGGUCGUGCUGGGCAUCUAGAAGAUGGAUACAAAUUUAUAAAGCUAUCUACCUUAAAAGAUAAAUCCACUAUAUUUUGUGCUCUGCUCUCUGCUUGCAGAACUCAUGGAAAUACACGACUUGCACAUGCUAUUAGCAAAGAGCUCCUUGAGCAUGGACCUCAGAAUCCAGGUAUUUAUGCUCUGAUUUCAGAAGUAUAUGCUCAGGAAGGGCAGUGGAACGAAGUUGCUAAUACAAAGGCCAGAGCUGAUUUAAGUGGGUUAAAGAAACAUCCUGGUUCUAGUUUGAUUGAAUCAAUGGAGCAAGGAAUGCCCUGACGUCGGCAUGUUGCACUUAUGGUGUGGGAAUUUUUCACUAUGGCCUGUUUGAAAUUCUUACUUUACAAAUGGACCCAUGCAAAAACUAUCGCAGGAAUGGACCUUGGGUUAUUAUCGAUUAUGCAGUGCCAGGUCAAACCAGUUGGCAGAAUGACACUUCCUGGAGACUUACAUUACAUUGUAGAGGGGUCAGCUCCAAGCUCGUAGGCGCUGAUCCUGGGGCAACACAAUCAUGGAUUGAGGCUGUAGUGGUCUAUCCCACUCUCUGCCUGCCCUCCUCCCUCAUGCAAAGAACAGAGGUGCAUGACCCUCAAAUCCCUCUCAAAUUAGCCCCAAAUCAAAGGGUUUUCUGUGGACUUCACAUGGAGAUCGUGUUGGAAGCUCUCCGCUCAUCUACCUUCCAAUCAGUAAUAGCGGGCCUGGUAGGCCAAGCCUCCCAAGCGAUUCACUGUUGCUGCCUUUGCUCCAUUGCGUCUUCUGCUGCCAACAAGUCGAUUCGUGCGUCAUACUCCCUGACUCCCUGACGACUAGUCACAAGACUUGAUUACAGGGAUGUCUGGCUGGAACUGAGAACUGAUGCUUGCAUCGAAGUGGCAAGAUUGUUGAAGAUUUGUGGGUGCCUUGUCAGUGGCAGUAUCUUUUUAGCUGUUGGCCUGUUGCGAUAUUCAGUUACUCAUUUCUUUCUUCUCAAUAGAUUUCUUGAACUCUGACAGAUAGCUGUUUGAUGUUUCUUCCUCAACGACUUCAGGAUGUAUGUUUGAUUUUUUUAAAAAAAAUUAUUAUUGCUCUUCAAUUACUUUACUCUCAGGUUACUUAGCCGAUAUCAAAUGAGCAAUGGUUCAAGAUGUGGAGAGAAGAUUCCACAUUGGUUGCCUCGCCAUGGUCACUUCUCCACAUGCAGCUAGGAUCGCUUCAAAAAGAACUGUAGCCGGGAACACAUUUGUCAUAAUAUUGAGGAGUUGGUGAUACCAAUGUCAUCGCGUUGGAGAUCAAGAUCGAACUCUUGAAAUUGGGGACUAGCUUACAUGUUUGAUACUGAGACGCUUGAUGACGAUGAGGUGGUCAGCAACCUCAACUGCCGUCCGGAUUCAUGAAGUGACGCUAAAAAGUUUUCACUUGUAAAUCAACACAACUUAUUGUUGGGAAAGGAGACAAAUGGUGAAUGGUGAAAUGAUUCAGAUGGCUGCUAGAUCAGCUAUAUCUAUUGUUGCUCUUACACUAAAUUAUAAAAUGGCAAGGAAAAACCGGAUGCAAAACCACGGAAAGGGUGGCAUAAACCGCCUAAAGGAAUUCUCAAGCUGGUUCUUGCAGGCACUUGCCUCAUGUUGCUGAUGCAACGAUGGCAGAAGCCUACGCCCUCAAGUAAGGACUCGUUCUUGCCCAGCAGAUUGGUUGUCAAAAUAUUAUUACCCAAACAGAUUGCUUGCAAGUGGUGGAAAACUGGAAACGAUGCAAGAUGGAGGCUUUCGGCAACUUUGGUAGUGAUUUUUUACUGAUGCAAUAUUUUGAUUUGUGAUUUUGUAGAAGUUUCUGUUAAGCCCUGUAAUAGGGAAGCCAAUGUUGUGGCACAAGUUCUAGCUAAACAUGCGUCUAAUUUAAAGAGUUCUUGUAAUUGGGUUGAUGGCCACCCAUAUCAAUAAAACACGCCAAAUGGCUUCCAAAAAAAAGAAUCAACAGAAAACUUGUUUGGACAAAA